This is a messenger RNA of Porites lobata, 9474 nucleotides long. The record is from the annotation of a GenBank genome assembly. NCBI's taxonomy places the organism in Eukaryota, Metazoa, Cnidaria, Anthozoa, Scleractinia, Poritidae.
AUGGCGGCUGCAAGUGGCAGAGGCGGCCAUGGCGGUAAACGAAGGAACUCGGGUCGCAAAAAAAACGAUUUCUGACCUGAAACAGUGCAAAAGAGAGUGGUUUAAAAACCUUCAACGUACUUUCCUCGAAAUAAUAUAUUUCAGUCGUAGCUUACAGCGAAUUUCCAGGCAGGGUGUGAAUGUUCUAGUGACAGCGAGUUUACGGCACUUUCGUCAUCUCUUGAAUAUCGGAGAAGGUAAGUCUUGCUUUUCUUUGCCUGAUGAUUUAACCGUUAAAGAUCAUUUUGUCAACGAGUCAUAUUUAUGAUCAUAUUUAUGACACUUACACGAAGACAGGCAAAAGACGAAAGUGAAGCCAAGGUGCGAUGAUGCUUAUUAUGUUUCAGUGAUAUGUUUCGUGUUGGUUAGCAUUUGUUGUUGCUUUUUUUCGUUUGAAUGUUGAUUAUCGAUUAAAAACAUAUUUUCCUUAAAGGGCCACAAACGCAGAUUACAGGGGACCAGGAAAUAAGAGGUUUAAAACGGUGCAGAUCUACUCCCGCAGACCUACAUCUGUAGACCCCGGUUAAACCUUUGGGUCAGCCCUCGCCUUCUGUUGUAGGGUCUCCAGCCAUUAUUGCUGAUAGUUUGCUUAGCACUUCUGAGGUAUGGAGUCAGUCUCCCAUUCGAGAUAUUUGUGGCGUAGAUGGCGAGAGCAAUAAAGCAGCAAUGUAAGUUGCAUUUACGAAUACGUGCAUUGGUUACAAUAUGAAUUAUAAAGGUUUCUCACUUAUAGUUUGUUGUCUUUAUUUACAUAUCACAGGCAACAAUCCCAUCUGAUUUCUUUCUUCUUUUUUUUUUUUUUCGAUGACAGUUUGAACUCGUCUUUAUUUCCUCACGAUGAGAAUAUAUGUUCUGAUUCAGAACCUCUGAAUGCUUGACAGUAUAUAUGUUGUAGUUAUAUUUUUAUCUCAGAUUAUUUUUGUUUCUCUUUAGUUUUUGAGUAUGGUAAUGUAUGCUAAUGAAGUUCACACAAAAGACAAAGAAAAAUUACCUGAGAUAGCAAAUUAACAACAACAUAUAUAUAUACAUCUAUAUAUAUUCCAUCAGAUAUUGGAUAAACAUAACAGUCUAUCUAUGAUUGCACUUGAGUUUUCAUUACUGCAUGUCAGGUUUUUACACGUAAUCUCUUCCUACUAACAAACACUUCGUUCCCAGGGUGAUCUCUAAACCGGGCAUGAAAGGUCCAUUGGUGGGGUACAUUGCCUAUGAAUAGUAUUAUGUUAUACUACAGUUGGCCAUAUGUUUUGGUGCCUUUUUUCAGUAACCAAGCACUUUAUAAUUCUUCCAUCCUUGAAUAAAGACAGAUGUAUUGACACUGACAGUGACACUGAUUUUUAUGUACAAAAUUUCAGUUGCCCCACUGGCUGGGUAAGAAAAAUUAGCUUCUGCCACUAUCAGGGUGGUUCCUAAAGCGUUGCACUAUAUUGCAUACAUGCACUGGUGAAACACCAAUGCAUAAUAGUGUUAACCCCCCCCGGCCACUCCCUCCCCCCGACCCUGCCUUUCUUCAUAUGCCUGGGUCAAGAGAUCGACUUCUUAUGGAAAAACUAGGUUCUGCUAACAAAAUACAAAGUAGUGAGCUUGAAUGUGAUUUGCUGGGAAAAAUUCAAAAUUUUAUUUUUCCCUCUAUUUUUUUAUACUUUCUAACUGCUGUCUAUCUCAACAGGCACACAUGAAGUAUUGAAUGUGCUAAUAGCCUAUCCCUGCUGUAGGCAUCAAAGAGCAUAUCUUUCAGGUAAUUGCUUGUUGACUGUGCUGGUAAUGAGGAUGUUAAUGAUCAUCACUAUCAUUGGCUGAUUCUCUAUUGAACUGCAGUGUUCUAAUGUGGCCUUGAUUUUCUGUUUAGUAGCAUUUUCUUAAGUUGUGAAAAUAUUUUCUCACUCUCAAACUUGAAUAUUUUACAGUUACAGGGCCUACAGAGUAAGAAAAUGCUAUGAAGUGAUUGACUGGAACUACCACCUUCACCUCCCCCUGCCACAAACCCCCCAAAAAACCAGGAGAACAGAUGUUCAGCUGAAAGUAAUAUCAGCAGACAGAGUAAUGGGACAAAAAGAUCAUAACAGCAGACAAGGGAUAUGAAUUUAUUCCCCUCGUCAUUGCUAACAUAUUCCAUGCCAGAUUACAUGAUGUGGAUAUCAUGACAAGGAAUAUCUCUCUAAAUGCAAGUGAUCCCCAACUGUUGGCCUCAAUCCAUUGCAGCCAUACAACCACCUCUCACUGCAGAAUUGUGCAAGUGGGUGGAUCGGUUCAGUUUACCUGCACCGUCAAAAAGCUGUGAACCAGAAAAAGGUGAUCUUUAGAAAAAUCGAUCACCCAUGGAAGACUGAGUUGUCAUAUUUUGAGAUGCAUACAACAGAGUUAAGUCAUAGUGUUAUCAGACUAAGAUUUAUCACUUUCUUUAGUUUUUAUACAUUUGCAUUAAUCGAUAAUUUACAGUAAAAUCUUAUGAGAAUCAAGACAUCAAGAAGAAAGAAAUACUGAUAUUCUUCAAAGUGAAAUUUUUGUACAGCAUCAGGAAUUGUGAACAAUGAAAGACAUGUCUGGUACUGAUAUAUUAAUAUUAAUAUUAUAGUAAGAAAAACUGUCAAUUUCAACCCUAAGACAUUAGCAACUUUUAGAAAAAUAGUAAGUCAUCUGCUUUUGGGAAAAUAUGCUAUGACCUACAGACUGAACUGGAAUGCAUGUGUAUUAAAUAGCUUUUUCCAUGAAUUAAUUAACUGAUCAGUCCACCCCCAACCUCCCCUAUAUUUUGCAAGCCCAGCAUCGUUGAGGAAUAAACAAUAUAUAAGGGAACUCAAACAUUUCUAUUUACACUUUUAUUGAGAAAACCACUAGUACUUUUGGAAGUUAAGGAAAAAUGCUCCCUUGUUAUUGAUUCACAGCAUGUCAAAUAUCUGAGAAAAUGUACCAUGUUCAGGAGUGAUGUAAAACAAAACAAAGGGAAUAACCUGACUUUUGGAGUUAUACGUUUAGCCCUGGAAGUGAUGAGCAUCAAAUUUCGCGUCUCACAUAUGUGCUUUUUAAAGGGAAUACUGGUAGCCGUUUUUACAGUUGCAGCUGGAAAUGAGGCUAGAGUUGACUCUGUUUUAAUACAACCCUUCCGGCUUUAUUAUGUAAAUCAUGUUACUUUUGUGCUAACAAUUAUUAUUAUGCAUACUUUCCAUAAGAAAAGUAGGGAGGUUCGUAUCAACACAAGCUCACCUCCAUCAGCGCAUUCAAUAAAAAGCUAGGGUACUAAAUCGAGUACUUAAUACAAUAUUAUAGUAGGGAAUACAAUUCAGGGGAACAGCAAUACAGCAAUACUUAAGUCUGGAAUCUGUUAGCAUUGCCACUGGUCACGAUGGUAAAAAACAACCGAAACAGUUCUCAAUAAGUUGAAUGGUAAAACACUGCCAGGAGAAAGCCAAGAUUUCCUCGUGGUCGCACCUCCUUGCGAUUCCUGAAAGGCACAAAAAUGACCGUCCAUGAAUUUCUACCGAAGAAAAGAUUCAGAGAAACUAGAAAUGCAAUCGUUAUAUUUUUCUUACGAUGACAACUUACCCUACUUUUACAACUGGAAUUACAACUGUCUCCGCACUGGCCUUUGCACGAACAUCCUCUGUUACUGUUUCCUUUGCGCUUCGAACUGAAAGAACUCUUGCAACUACAUCCUUGUGAUCUUACCUAACGAUAAGAGUUCGAUUUGGCGCGUUCUACAUGUCAAACUAAAGAAAUCGAGGACAUUCCAAGCAAAAUAUUUCCACAAUGCCAAAGAAUCCAUAAUGGCGGCCAUGAUAAACAAGAGCGUUAAGAGCGUUGUGAAGACGAUUUCCCGAGCAUGCGCAACUCAUGAGACUGCCCCUUUAACUACCCCAAUUUAAUCUUGGCGUGAGUAAAGAGAAAUUUUGUGUCUCAUACCUAACUUGAUAUUUUUAAGACAGAGUAUCAACCAACAUGGUCUGUAUAAUAAGAAAGCUUUCGGGAUAAAGCUUUUGUAAGUUUAUUUCUCUCUUUAUUCUUUGAUUUUAAGAUCUUUAGAACUACAUGUAAAAACUUACAUCUUUUAAGUGUUCGGGACUGAAAGCAAGCGAAUCACAUCCUUAGUUUUACUUGGUUUACAAAAUAGUUGACCUGAGAUAUAUCAUCAGGUUUACGUUUAUCAAAUUGACUGAAAUUCUGUAGUGUGACUCAGAGCUCUGGCUAACUCAGUGUUAAGUGGAAUAAAGGGGGUCCUGAAUGUUACAUAAAAAAGUGCAGACACUCCACGUUUGGUUUACUACCCCAAACAGACUGAGGGGUACAACACUAUCCCAUGAGUGAAAAUUCUUGAUUUUGUUGAUGGCUCGUUCAACGUGUAUUCUAACAGAAGCAAUUUCUCGAGUCUUGAUAACAUCUUGUGCUGUCAUUUGACUAUUGGACCCUAAAAUGGGGGGAAUGUUUAGGGUUACACCCAGUGGGAGUAGGCCGUCAAUUGUAAAACCUUUAUCGGCCAUCAUGGUGUCACCAUUGUCAAACUCUAACUUCAGGAAACCACUCCCUUCAACAAUUUCACAAUCGGAAAUGUUUCCACUAUAUAGCUGACUGCUAAAAGUUAUAGCUCCACUGACAGCAAUUCCAACUAAGCCUUUCAGAGUUACAUAGCUCUUAUAGGAGCUGAACAGUUUGGAAUUCAACAGAAGGCUGGAAGGCAUUUGGCAUCUAAUUUGUGUGCAUCGCUUAUUGCACGGGUAGAAGAAUAUUUCUCUUUAAAGCCGUCAGGCAUUGUAGCUCUUAUAACCUCCCUAUUAGGCCAUAUAGAUAUUUGAAAAAAAUUUAAAUACAUCUAAUUUACCCAAGAAAGGAAUGUUCUGCUAACUGUCGACUGUGAAAUACCAAGCAAAAAGUGAGCUAGAUGUUUUUCUGCAAAUCCCCUUCUCAGUCUGCAUAGAACAAGGAAGAACUCCUCUCUGGGUUCUAAGCUUCUUCGUCUACCUAUGCUAGUACAUCCCUCUGGUUCCUCGUUUUCACUAUCUUAAAACGCCUUUUGGACAGUUCUUUCUUUUGAUAAACAGUACCUAAUGUCUUCCCCUUUCGAUCAGUAUCUAAAAAUUCAAACACAGCAUUAAAUGUUGCUAAGUUAGGAAAUCCCUCAUAUAAGGCGAUGUCCUCGUCGGAAGAUUGCGGAAGAUUGCAACAUGUAGGAGGUGCUCUCUAUUUCGGAGAACCUUUGGACCACGAAAAUCGAGAUGGAAUUACCUCUGCCUUUACAUAAACACGCUGACCUCCGAUAGUCCUCUGGCUUAAAAUGACGGGAACAGAUCUUCGUGUUUUGCCGACUCUAAACGUUUUUCCUUCGUCUCGACGAAUGGCAUGGAGCCAACGUUUUUUGAGGAUAAUGUCGUCUGGAAACUUCAAGUAAGAAAUUAUCUUCCCGUUUUCGGUUCUGUAUUUCUUUUUGGUACAGUUUGGCACACAACAAUUUUGCGGCAUUUUCAAAAACUGGCGCUCUUUGCAUCAGGCAGCCAUUGUUAUUUACCGGGCCCAACUAGCCUCGUUUUCAAGUUGAUCACUCCCAGUCUCUUUUCGUUUUGCAUAGGGUGUAUACUCUACCUUGAAGCAGGUGAAACAGUACUCACAAAUAAGUGCGUUGUACCAUUCGCGAUAGCCGAAUUCGGUCAGAAAUGUCUUGAAGCAACAUCCACACUGAAACAUGAACCCUUAAACAGCUGCAUCACUGUACACAGCGAAUGAUGAGGAUAUUUAAUCUAAUCGUUCUAAACACCUGUGGCCGUAAAAAAGACGAAAAAAUUGUGAAGAGUCAAGAUGGCGGUCUCAAAGUGCCCUUGUUCGACCUUUAGCAAUGCCAUGUUCAAUAGAUGCCAAGACCUCUUUGGUUCCUAAGCAUCAACUCAAAGUACCUUCAACCUUAUUGGUUCUUGCAACAAACAUCCGAAGCCAAAAAGCCACAAAGAUACAUACGCUCACACCACUGACAUGUGAGCUAUUUUUUCAAAAUAGCUCAAGAAGUAAGAACGGGCAUGUUUGAAAUUUUGGCGCAAAGCCAGGAGUUGCCGCUAGGAGUUUUCUCCUGACUAUUCUUUAUUUUAUUACAAGUCUCGGCUAGAAGUUUAGCAAUAGAACCAAGAGGGACUGCUGAAAAUUGGGGAAGGAUUUUAAAAGUGUCUCUCUCCAAGUUAAAAUUCAAAGGAAGAAUAAUUUGAACUGUAAAAUUUAGAUUAACAUUUGCCUUAUCCGUUAUUAUAAUUUCGUACACAAACUCAUCGAGGUUGCCCGCUCGCCAUGUCAGUUUAUCGAAAAAAGAGAGCAAAAGAAACUAACUUUCGUAGACAAAAAAUCGAUCAAAAAAGAAGCUGAAUGGAAACUCUGACCUCUCGAAAAGGUUUUUGGUAUGUAUUUUUGUGAAGCUUUUAAUAUUGACAUUCAGCUAGUCUGCUACAAAGCCGUUUUUAGUGUCUUCACGCAACGCUUCUCCCCACUAAAUUGAACCACAUUUCUUUCCCGCGAUUAGCCCAUUAGAAUCCAGCUACCAUUUUCUGGAAGGUGUUCGUGCCACGUUUGCGGUAUGGUGACUCCUCCAAUCACAGCUUUGCUUAUAUCGGGGCCCCAUGUGUGAAUGACAGAACAAUCAAAAAUCGUCGCGUGAAAACAAGCAAUCAACUAGAGUAGUGUUGGCGUAGUCGAGUCCUUUCAAAAUUUUUGAGAUAAGCAGCAACAGCAAGCAAGGCGAGCAAAUAUGAUGCACAACAUGGAUGUGCUUAUAAAGUUGCCGGGUAUAGUUUCGGGAAAUCGCUAAUCGAUGAUUUAUAAGAUUGCUUUUGUUUGAAUCAGUACCACUGAGAGUUUAAUCUUCACAGUCUUCACAUGUAAAACAACACAAUGAGCACAUCCGGCACAUGAAAUUCAUCACACAUAUGCACGUUAAAAAGAACCAACUGAUGCUGGUAAGAGUCUUGUAGGCCUAUCAAACCUUUUUUUUUCACUUGGAAUUUUGUUACCCGCUUAAAAAAAAACUUUUCUGCAAAUGACCUUUUCGUUCCUUCCAGACACAGAGCCCAUCAAAACUCAGCGACAAUUGAUUGAUUUGUCGAAAACUGAGAAGCGUGUUCGCUCCUAGCACCCUGAGGCUAACGUAUUGUCAAGUUUGUUAUACAGCAUUGGUUUGUUCGUUAGACCACCAACACAAAGGGAAAAGAAAUGUGGUUCGAUUUUUAGCAGCCGUUAGUGGGGAGGAACGUUGCGUGACGACACUAAAAACGGCUGUCUAGCAGACUAACAUUCAGCCAGAAAAGUGAAAACCGAUUGUUUGUUGUUGCUGUAAUCUGAACACCGACUUGAACGCUGCCGAGUGAAAAAAGGACUUUGAGUUUGUUUGUUUGUUUGUUUUUUUUUUCUGUAAUGGUGGCCGUUAGCUUUUAAGUUAGCUUUACUGGAGAAAUUGACAAUCUUACGAUUAAUAACUACAAAGCCUGCCAAACACGAUUAACAACUACAAAGCCUGUCAAUCGUUGUUAUCAGUCGUGGUUUUCACGAUUAUUAACUAUGUUUGACAUAAUUAUUAAUCGUAAAUGUUCUCCUUUAAGAUUAAUAAGUGCAAAGCCCACCUUGCCUGGGGCCUUUUCAGAUGAGAUUUAACUGGCAGUUUUGAGUUUGUUUUUAACUGAUAGUUGAGAUCUGUGAUCAAAAGAAUUAAUCGACAGCUAAGAAAUAGGAGUGACAUUACCGGAGGUGAGCUAGAAUCUUUCCAGAGGUGCGCACAGUUUUCGAAAUCAACUAGUCCCGCGUCUUUUUCUUAAUCGUUUUCGCACGGGUGACUUGAGCCGCGUAUAUACAAACAUUUUCUUUGGCUUCGCAAUGCCGAAAAAAGAGAAAACAUCCCCCUACUUUUUCGUCUCCUCCCAGGCAAAGCAAAAUUUAAAAUUUGUAUAAAUACAGUAUAGAGUUUCAGCUGCUCUAAUACUUCAUCAAAGUAAAACUUCAGGAGGAUCGUUAAUUCUUUAGUUUGAAAAUUUGAGGACGUUAUGUGAAAACUAGCAAUAAAUUUGUAUAGCUGCUGGCCAUGUGAGUGAAAACGCUCCAAAUGCCUCUCACGGGAAGGAAGAUCUCCUGAUACUGGGGCGUUGGAAAUACUAGGUCUCAGAAUAUAAACCAAGCAACAACAACAAUAACAUUCGGUGCAGUCAAUCUAAUAAUUGCAUUUGCUUUCGCUUAAUUAUCCAGAUAGAAGCUGCAGUGACAUUAAAGCUCGACGUCCGCAGGCCACGAGUGGCUCUUACGUCAUCGACCCUGAUGGCGAUGGAGGCAAUGAACCUUUUAAUGUCUUUUGUGACAUGACCGACAAAAAUGGUGUUGGCGUGACGGUGGUAGGUCACGACAGCGAAGCUAGAAUGCUAGUUGAUGGAUACGAAGCACCACGAAGGUACGUGAAACAUAUCACCUACAAUGCAACGGGGCUUACCGGCGUGGCACAGUUAGCAGGCCUAGCAGAUGUUUCCAUUCACUGCGAACAGUUUAUUAAGUAUGAAUGCCAUGGUGCCGCUCUUUUCAGAUAUGCUGGGUGCUGGUGGGUAUCACGUCACAAUCAAAGCAUGUUCUAUUGGGGUGGAGCUAAGCCAGGUGAUAACAAAAAGUGCGCUUGUGGGGUGACGUCGCCAAACUCGUGCGCAGACCCCUCUUUUGGAUGUAACUGCGACAAGAAUGAUUACACGUGGCGCGAGGACAGCGGUUUCCUUACUGAGAAAUCUCAACUUCCUGUGAUAGAGUUAUGGUUUGGGGACACAGCUGGCUCACAAGAGAGAGGCUACCACACCCUUGGAAAAUUCAAGUGUUACGGUUAGCCAGCCCAAUAUUGGGGUUCCUUAGUAUUAAGCCUGAUAAAUCAAAACAAUAAAAGAAGUUAAGACACAUUAAAUCCAACUACUAUCCAUAGUUUAGAUUUGUUUUUAAGUGGCUGUGUCACCGCUGUCCAAUUCAUUUUGUUUCUAGAUAAUGUCUCUAAUGCAAUUAGCCUCCCACGCAGGCGUUUUGUGGGGAGCGUAGGGACGAAAUUCGAGCUCCCCUAAAAACGCCUGCGUGGGAGGCUAUAAUGCCAUCUACGGAUCUUUAUUCGCUAUAAUACUUGACAAAACUGUGAAUGACAGAAUCACAGUUGCCUGUCAUACAAAAUAUGUCUCCUAAGCAUUAUAUCCAUGAUUAAUAAAAAGCAAAAAUGAACUUUGAAAAACUGUUAGGUGAACAAGUUUUCAAAAACCACACUUGAAUUCCCUUUCAAUAUUCUUGAAGUUUGUCCAUCCCUGCUUCCCUUUGUAUUUGCUGUGUCAUUUAUACCUUCUUCUAACUUUUGAAGCGCUUAUUUUAAUGUUUCACUUAAAAGGUGAUAGGUACGACGGUCUAAAUAUUGAUGCAAUUCGUGGCACAGCUCCUUUAAGGGGCCUUAGCAUUGCUUGUUUAGACUUCUAG